Molecule: messenger RNA, 1032 nt
Organism: Moneuplotes crassus
Lineage: Eukaryota; Ciliophora; Spirotrichea; Euplotida; Euplotidae
Source: the annotation of a GenBank genome assembly
AUGAAGAGCAAAACGUUAGAAAAUGAUGAAGAAACCUGGCUAAAAUAUAUCGGCAAGAUCAUAAGCAAGCAGAUGGUAAACGAGCCUCUUGACAAGCUUUCCAUCAAUCUCAAAAAGAAGAAGCCUAUUUCUAUUAAAGACAUAGAAAUAAUACAAAAGAAAUAUGAAAGCAGUCAGGAAGUAAGGGAUGCCAACCUCGCAAAAACUAUGAAAAAGGCAUUAGAUAUUUAUUACAAAGAGAUGUUACAUAAAGGAGAACUUUUACCUGUAAUAGAACCUUAUAUGGAUUCUGAUAAUGAAAAGGCAAUCAAGAUUCUCCGGCCACAGAGUGCGCUAACAUUCACUGAGUAUAUGAACAAGCAUCCUGAAACCUCAGCAGAUCCUGAGAAGAGGAGACAAAUUGAGAAGAAAGAUCCUAAGAGUUCGAGAAAGUACAUCUACUAUAAAAAUAUCAACAUCUCAAGACAGAAGAUGAUGAAAGAGUCUAAUUAAGAAGACAAUUUUGAAAAAUAAUUUUAUACCUACUCAGCAACUUUGUGAGCAGGAAGCAAGUAUUGACCUUGAAAAAUUCUGACCAGAUCUGUCGGUUCCAAAAACUCUACUUCCAAUUGAGAAAUAUGGCAGGAAUAAUACUAUCAAGCCAGAAGCAUUUAACAAGUACUUCCUCGACAAAAAUACUGAAGUAAAAGGAGCUUUGGCUAAUAAGUCAACGCAAUAAAGACCAAAAGAGGCCUAGCUCUCAAAUCGUUAGCUAAAAACAACAGCAUCAUGAAGAUUAAGACAAGAAAGAACUCCCAGGAGCCUGUCAAAAAUUUUGGUUUCAAAUAUACACAUCCAAAGAAUAACAUCCAGUGUAAAAAGAAACUUAAGACUAAUACCUCCUUUAAACCCCAAAUCUCAAGACCAAGAAGCAGUUGGAACGACUUCCUCUUAAAAAUCCAACCAGAAUGAUCAAUUUCAAAGGCAAAAUUACUCCAUUUCUACAAACAAACCUAUAAACUCUAAAUCCCCAUAUCUCAACCACCUAUCUUC